Bipolaris victoriae FI3 is the source of this 2313-nucleotide messenger RNA. RefSeq lists its product as hypothetical. The record is from RefSeq and is a predicted model, not a curated record. NCBI's taxonomy places the organism in Eukaryota, Fungi, Ascomycota, Dothideomycetes, Pleosporales, Pleosporaceae. The coding region runs from base 1 to 2313 and encodes 770 amino acids. The transcript has 2 exons.
AUGUCACUGUUGCUUGAUCUCUUCCCUGUCGAGUACUGGACCAACGCGUCUAGUUCGUCUACAGCUGACGAGGUCACGCUCGAACAGACAUUUCGCGCGACUGGUAGUAGUGGCCGUGGGCAGAUGCGCAUCAAGUUGACGUGGAAGCGCCAUGGUUCGCUUUCAACUGCAAAUUCGGGGAUGAUAGAACCGAGACUACGAUUCAACGAAGCCGAUUUGGCCCACAUCCUUCACAGUGUCUACCGCAAUAUGUUCCAGCACGAGAACGCACUGUCACUGUUCAAAGACCUCGACAUGCUCAAGAUCAAAAGAAGCUCCACGUUGCAUUACCAUCGUGGUAGCUUUGCUGUGUUUCUCCAUCGACUUAGAAAUCGGGUUACUGUGAAUUGGCAUGAUGUGAUGAACCGCAUUCUUGGACUAAUUGAAAACGAUUCUACAAUCACAAUGGGAAGGAAUUAUAUCCAAGAGCUCUAUCUCUACCUCCAUACCCUGAACAUCUACUCCGCACAGAUAUUUACUCAACCAGGUCAUGUGGUGACUCCGGCUGGAGAUGGAAUCGGCAGAUGGAAGGACCUUCCGAAAACAGUUUGCAUAACCCUAAAAGUGCCAAGAAACAAGCUGAGCGCUCUGACUGGUCUUGAUUCAACAGAUGUCGGUACUCCAAUCAGCCACUGUAUCGUGCAGUCAUCUUCGAGUUCGAUAGUCGGGCGCUGGCAAAAUAUCUUCUCUGGAAUCCAACUUGCGUUUGGUAUGAUCUCGACCGUUGGCGAGAUUCAUAGCAACGAAUAUGCAAUCCAGAUCUCUGAGGACGACUUGAGGUGGCAGGGUAAAUCUCCACUUGUGGUCUCAUUCAUGACCCCAUCUUGGCUCCUCCUGCUUAAGCCGCAAACUGCCAUCAUAGCUUUUGGACUGCAGAGUACACCGCAGACCUGUACUAAGUUCAUUCGAUCAUUGGGGUUCGAGAUGAACAUAUUCGAAACGACAUUGGGGAACGACGAAUGUGUUUAUAUCUCAAAACAUCCACCCAAUCUGACCAGCAUUGCAUCCGGUCACUAUUUCAGUAGAUCCGAGCACGAAUCGUCUGAAUUGGCACAUGGAGAGAUUAAAACGACCUUUUCCGCGAUCGUUCUGCAACCAGAGGGAAGAAUUACCGCCCUUUCUGGUCGUGUGGAUCUUCUCUCAGAAAGACUGAAACAUUCUUUGAGAAGUGGGUGUGCUGUAAAGACAACACAAACAGCCCCAUGCGCCCUUGGAAUUGCCUUCAACGGUAAGGAUGCCCAGAUUUUGUCGUCAUUCCCGGUUCCAGUCUGUGGUGAUAGAAGUAAAACCCGCAUUGCAAGAAAGUCUUCUUACAUAGAAGUGGAGGCACCUCUCCAUUGGAGUGUAUGGAGGAGCUUUCUAGCGUUUUCUCCCUCGUGUAUAUGGGAGAGAACUGCCAAUGUACAUCGUGUCGACAUGAGACUGUUACCAAUAUUGGAUCGGAAUCGCCAUGGUCAACUCAAAUGGCUGUCGCCGCACGUAACAGGUAUGUUUUCCAAACACGAACGAAGACUACGUGAACAAUCCUUGUCCGUGGCGAGUGCCAUAUCGCCAGAUGCCCGAGUGGGCUUCAAAGACUCACUGUUCUCUCUAUUCAUGCAUUUCACUGGAAUUCAGGGAAGACAAUCACACAUAUUCGGCUUGGACAAUCCAACUGGAGGUGGAGUUUACGUUCUCAUUUUUGUGUCUUGCAUAAGACUAGAUCUUGGUAGUCAAACUGUUGUGCUUGACACGGGUGUAUUGCCAAUCACCAAGAGCCUCGUCCCCCGUAUUGCAAGGUUCUUGUCAGCGGUCACUGAGAAAGGAUUUUGCAGUAUUAGAGUCGAUGAUGAGGAACUUAAACUUUGGAGGCAGACCCUGCCGUCGUUUGCGGAGAGAUGUAGGAUCUGGAAACACCAUCCUGCAUGCAACCGUGAUGCAGGGUACAUUCAACACACUCAAGAUGGCGUCAACGAUGUAUUUUGUGCCUGUGGCCGUGGCUUUCUUCCCGAAGAUUUUGUUCCAGAUGUUCCAAAUUGGGCUGAUGUACGUGGGUUGGUUACUGGAGCGGCUAUAUCCCCAAUAUUCUCGGUUCCCAUGAUUGACCCGCCAUUCGAUGGUUUACUAAAUCUAGACCCAGCACAAGGUGGUUGUACAGCAAAUCAUCUGAUAAAUCAUCUCAUGUCAUUUAAUCAACCUGUCGCUCUUCUGUUUAUGCAAGAUGAAUGGUGCGAGAUGAUCCUAACGCUGUUUGGUAUCAAGACACUAACGAUGAGGCAUUUCACAACAAAGUAG